CUCCGGAUCUGCCUUCAAGGUCUCUCUCUUCUCCAAAUACUCCGAUUCUGUGAUCUGCCAAUCAGGGGAGGGUUUUGUUACAAAUGGCCGAACGAAAGGAAAAACAGCCAGUUUUCAUCAAGGUUGAGCAGCUUCGCCCUGCAACUACUGGGCUUAACCUCAUUGUAAAGGUUGUGAAUGCAAAGAUGAUAUUGCAAAGAGGUCGUGCCGAAGGAACUCAAGGACGCCAAAUGCGGCUUGCUGAAUGCUUGGUUGGUGAUGAGACUGCAAUGAUUGUGUUCACUGCUAGAAAUGAUCAAGUAAUUAUAAACCACCAUGAGCCUAGCCUGGGUGGCUUCAAGUGGUCUCCAAGAGGUGCUCUCCCUCCUUCCGAUCGUGGAAUUAAAUCCCCCCAAGGCCAAACGGGAAAAAAUAGUGAUUGGUUGAUUUUGAAGGUUUUGUUACAAAUGGCCGAACGAAAGGAAAAACAGCCAGUUUUCAUCAAGGUUGAGCAGCUUCGCCCUGCAACUACUGGGCUUAACCUCAUUGUAAAGGUUGUGAAUGCAAAGAUGAUAUUGCAAAGAGGUCGUGCCGAAGGAACUCAAGGACGCCAAAUGCGGCUUGCUGAAUGCUUGGUUGGUGAUGAGACUGCAAUGAUUGUGUUCACUGCUAGAAAUGAUCAAGGUAUGUUUGUACCUCCUUUUUUUUUAUAA
Ilex paraguariensis (yerba mate) is the source of this 692-nucleotide messenger RNA. The record is from the annotation of a GenBank genome assembly. Lineage: Eukaryota; Viridiplantae; Streptophyta; Magnoliopsida; Aquifoliales; Aquifoliaceae.